AUGGGUUCCGCGGAGGAGGCGGGGGGGCGGCAUGUGGACCUCCGCCGAGCGGCGUCGGCGGGCGUGCUGCAGGCGGAGGACCGCGCGCACGCCGCGGCGGAGGCGCUGCAGCAGCACCGCCCGGACCAGCAGCAGCAGCAGCCGGCGGCGCGCGCGCUGCCGGGGUGGGCGACGCGGCUGAUCGACUACUUCGUGGUGUGCGGGCUGGGCGCCGAGGUGCGCACCAUGGACGGCCAGCGCGGCUUCCACGGCGUCACGGCGCGUGACGGCGACCCCGUGCUGUACCAGCCGCAGAUGACGCCGCUCGACUUCUACCCGCCCAAGGAGCACAAGAAAUUCGGCGUCCCAGAGGGCCUCCCCAUGGUGGUGAUGCCGCGGGGGCUGCGCUUCUACGAGAGAGGACCGUUUUCCGGCGACAAAAGCACGCAGCCGCGCUCCUACCCCAUGGUCAUCACAGACACGGUGGGCACAAAGGUGUAUGUGGCGGUGGUGGCGUUCAGGGACUCGGUGGAGGAGUCAACUCACAAGUCACCUUCACCUCACCAACCCCUCCCCUCCCACCUCCCCCCCUUGUUGCGCGCCUUCCCUCCUCCCCCCUCGUCCCCCUCCCGCCCAGACACGGUGGGCACGAAGGUGUAUGUGACGGUGGUGGCGUUCAGGGACCCAGUGGAGGAGGACGUGGCGGAGGCAUACGGCAUCCCCCGCCUCGCACUACGUCGACAACCAGUAUGGGACACGGUGCAGCACCUGGUGACGGCAGUGCCACUGCCCGAGCCCGGGCAGCGCUCGGUGGUGUUCUCCGUGGAGAAGUGCCUCCUCUUCUGCGAGGCGCCGCCGCCCGCCACCCUGCCUGCCGUGCAGCUGUCGUUCCACCCGUUGGUGCGCAGCCUGGACGUGGACAACAUCAUUCUGCUCGUCACCGCCGUGCUGCUUGAGAAGCGCAUCCUCCUCCGCGCCACACAGUACGAGCUGCUCACACUGGUGGCGGAGUCGGUGUCGCACCUCAUCUACCCCUUCAAGUGGGCGUACCCCUACACGCCCGUGCUGCCGCUCAACAAGCUGGAGCUCGUGCACAUGCCGGGAAGCUUCCUGUUUGGCAUCGUGCCGACGCGGUGGACGGACCAUGACCUGCCGGGCGGGGUGAUGGUGGUGGAUCUGGACGCCAACCGCAUUGCCAUCACCACCAGUGGCUACGACGACGACGCCGACACCAUUCCCCCACUGCCCGAACCCGAGAACACACAGGUUCGGGAGGCGCUGCUGCAGCUGGUGGCUCCGGACCUGAUGGCGUUGGACCAGGCGCGCACGCGCGACUUCAGCUGCGACCUGCACAAGUUCAGACGGCCCUGGGGGCGCCUGCACGACCGCGAGAUCCGGUUGAUAUUCUUUCGAUUCUUCGCCUCCAUCCUCUGCAGCUACAGACAUUUUGUGGACAAGGUGGUGGAGCCAUCAGGCCAUCUCAAGUCGACGUUCAACAAGGCCAGCUUCUUCCGCAAGCGAGCCAAGGUCACUGGCAACACAGAGGAACCACUCAUCUCGCAGCUGCUGCACACGCAGUGCUGGCAGCAGUUUUUGGACAGCAGCAGUAGCGGCGGGGGCAGCACGUCGUUCUUUGACCGAGUGCUGGUGGAGUUGGAGCGCCUGGACAUCGCCACGGGCCCCGCCAUGGCCACUGUGGACCUCGCUGACGAUGACGGCGCGCAGGAGAUCAUCACCGUGCCGCCGCCCACGCCUAAAGGUGCGCCGCCCACGCCUAAAGGGAGCACGCAUCAGGCAUCAGUGGUGCCAGAACACUCUCCCGUGUGCUUUCAGAGCACCCAUUUGGGACCCGCUGCACCCUCAUUUCAAACCCUCUUCCCCGCGACACCCCUUUUUCAACUCCCCUUCCAUUCUAAACCUCACCUCCUCGUCCGUUCUUAUGUGUGUGUGGCAGAGCGGGCAGGGGGGCGGUACACACACCGGGCGUUCCCCUCCUUGGAGCGCAGUGCGGAGGAGAAGCAGCGGCGCUACGAGUUCCUGCAGCAGGUGCGCCUCGCCGCCGACGCCCAACACAACUCCGAGGCGCGCCGCGUCGAGCGCGAUGCCAUGGUGGGCGCCAUCAAGGGCAAGUUCUCCAAGCUGUGGGACCAGCUGCUGGCGCUGCCGCCCGACGAGGAGCCGCUGUCGUCACGGGAAUACGGCACAAUAUACGCGAUGAUGGAGGACGAGGAUGGCGUGGGGAGCUCUGGCUUUAUGGAGGUGCUACAGGACAAACUACAGUCCAAGGCGUGGGGAGGCGAGCUCAAGGCGGACCUCUUUGUGGCCGUGCGCGAGCUGGUGGUGCUAUCAAUUUCUCGGGCCGCCAUGCGCAGUGACAUGCAGUCGGUGCUGGCAGCAUUGGAGCUGGCGGGGCAGGUGCACCAGAGGGACGGCGCGGGCCACAAGGACACCGUGCUAAGACACAUCGGCGCUCUGCCCAUCUGGAAGGACUUCCGGUUCUGGAAGACAUACCACGACACGCAGCUGGAAGUCAACCCCGACUUUGAGGGCAAGGUGGCGGAUCUGGUGCAGCAGCUGCUGGGGGGCCUCGCUCAAGUCAUGGCGGAGAUGGGGCUGGUGGACGGGGACGCGUGGGCCAUGCUCGAGGUGCUCUCCAGCCGCCUCAGCCUGAAACGCCAGAUAGUGCUGCGAGGCCAGCUGGCGUUGCUGCAGCGUGCGUGGCAGUACUACCCACUCUCGCCCACCUCGCCUCUCUUCACCGCCACCUUCGCCCGCCACACACACGCCGCCCCCGGCGCCGCUGAGGAGGGCGGCGGCGAGGGUGCGGGCGGCGGGGGAACGGGCGGCGAGAGCCAGCUGACAACGGCGCUGGGGACGGCGGCGGGGAGGUGGAUGAGCACGCUGGGGAACCUCAACCUGGGCACCUUCCAGAAGCAGCAGCAGGACAAACUGCUGCAGGGGGGGGGAGGGUCCCAGCGCAUUGGAGUGUUUGACUCAGAGGGCGGCAAGGAGCGGCCGGGGGUGACGGCAUCCAAGUCGCUGCGCCACUCACACGCGCAGGGGAGGGGCGCCACAGGGGUGCGCGUGCUGCGCGGGCACAAGCAGCCAGUCACAGCGCUCCACGCAGGCACGCGCAGCGAGCUGGGCGACCUGCUGCCGGACAGCGAGGACGGCGCGGGGUACUUUGUGAGCGGCAGCUGCGAUACGAGUGUAAAGCUGUGGGACCCCAGCACCCGGGGGGAUGAGCUGCGCGCCACCAUGCACGGCCACACUGGCGCGGUGCGGUGUGUGGGGUCGGACGCCACGAGGGUGCUGUCAGGCGGCGACGACAAGCGGCUGUUGGUGUUUGACAAGGCCACUGCGCGCAUGCUGGCGGACCUGCGCGGCCACCACCAAAGUAUCAUAGCGCUGCGCAUGCUACCAGGGCUGAACAAGGGCAGUGUGGUGACUGCGGGCAGGGAGGGGCAGGUGAACCUGUGGGACACACGCACGGACCACAUCGCCAGCACGCUCUUCACCUGCCCCUCCCCCCACAUGAUCCUCGCCCUUGACUACCUGGACCACGCCGGCAUCCUCGUUGCUGCCGGCACCCAGGGCAUCUGUUAUGUGUGGGACGUGCGGGCGGGCAAGGAGCGCUUCCAACUAGAAGGCCACACCAACUGGGUCAGGUGGGUGCCACCUGAUCAGGUAAGUGGCACCUGGGUCAGGGCGGUACGGGUGGCGGGGGACGUGGUGGUGACGGGGAGUGACGACUGGACGGCGCGCGUGUGGACACUCAACGACGGCGAGUGUGAGGCCACUGUAGCGUGCCAUGCGGGGCCCGUCACGGCCGUGGACUAUGUGACGGCGUCACGUGGCUUCAUCACUGGCUCGGCUGACUGCACCGUGCGCCUCUGGGACCGCGGGGAUGGCGUGCAGCCGAGGUGUGUGAAGACGCUGACGAACCACACGGCGCCCAUAGUGGCGGUGCGGGCGUCUGACCGCUACGUCACCAUGGCAGCAGAGGACGACUCGCUCUCCCUGCUGCACCGCCCCUUCGCCGACCGCUCCUCGCCCUCCCUGGGCCCCCUGGGCGGGCCGGGCAGCAUGAGCAACGGCGCGCGCGGCUACGUGGGCAGCGUGGGGGUGAUGACGGACUGGCAGCUCGCCAGACAUCUCAACCGCGCACCCGACCUGAUCCGGCACGCGGCAUGUGAUGUGGACCGCGGGCGCAUCUGCACGGGUGCUCGGUCAGGAGUGCUGCGCGUGUGGGAACCACCCACACCCCUCGCUUGA
Molecule: messenger RNA, 4254 nt
Organism: Closterium sp. Yama58-4
Lineage: Eukaryota; Viridiplantae; Streptophyta; Zygnematophyceae; Desmidiales; Closteriaceae
Source: the annotation of a GenBank genome assembly